GUGCAAAGUGCAGUUUGGAAAUAUACCCAAAACUGGGAGUGUUGCGAUGGACGAGCCGCCACCGUUGUGUUCUCUUUCGAUGCUAGAGGACGGGGGUAACCAGCAUGUCGAGGGCGAACAGACUGUCAUGGACGAGAUGCUGGAAGUCGCCACCCGUGCCAAAGCGAUGAAACAGGCUGCGAGAGUUGCCGACGAACGGAAACGAAGUCAAACAUUUGGGGGUGGGCUCAAGAAGGGGUUCUUUAGUAAUCCCAAACCAGCAAAGAAGAAAUCUGUAUCCACUGCCGUGGCCAUAUCUAGUAGUCCGGACAUCCCAACCCUCCGUCGCAACCCCGCCAAGGAAUCGUCACUCCAUCUGCCCGAAGUGCACGACGCGAUGAAUCAAAUGCAAAACCUCAAGCCCGAAGAUUGGAUGACCCCUGCUUUCUUCGAAAAGCUCGGUCGGAACCCCAAAUUGUGCCAAGCCAUGAAAAACCCUCGCUUUACGGCCGCCAUCCAAGAAAUGUCGACCAAUCCCACCGCGGCCAUCCUCAAGUACCAAAACGAUCCCGACUUCGGCGUGAUGUUUAAAGACUUUCUCCAGUUCAUGGGCCACCAUUUCGAAGAGCUCGGGAAAAUCGAGGAGAAAACGGCCAUACCCACAAGGGACGACAUUCAGCGGCAAGCGCUGACUUCGAUGAGCAGAUCGCCAGAAGAAGAUGCAGUUGUUCAGCGCAUUCUCGCAGACCCUGAGCUGCAGGGUAUUCUAGGCGACCCGGACAUGCAAAAGGUCCUGCGAGCGUGUCAAGUGCCGGGCGUGCUGUCAAAAUACAUGAACGACAAAGUGUUCGGACCCAAGAUUCAAAAGCUCGCCCGGGCUGGGCUUGUGCAAUUGCAUCCGUAACUUCGACAUGAAGGCAAAACAAACAAGUGAUGUAAUUUCGCAGCAACGUUACAGCAUUGCACUAGGGUGCGUGUGGUAACAUUUCCCAUUUUCUGGCAAAAUGGGAUAACCAAACAUGCUAUUUUCAAAAUGGAGGCUCACGGAGUCAUAAAUCCCACGUGGAAUUGUUGGAUUUGGGUUCAAACUCGUCAAGCAAGACAUAUAUUUUAAAAUGUAUCAGCGUUAUUGCAUUUAUUGACAAUUUGGCUCCAAAAUGCAAAAUGGCGGUUGGGCCAGAACAUUGUAAAAUAUUCAUUCAGGUUGCCCUUUUUAUUUCGACUGACUGCACACAAUACCCAUCCGGACCCACGACGCCAUUGCCCCCAGCAAUGCGAAAGCACUUUGUGGACGGAAACACUGCAAAACAGUUGGACGCGAGUGAAAAUGUCAAACUGCAUGCACACACGAGUAGCACCACGGCGCCGGCGACGCGACUGUGGCCGCCCCGACGCUUCAGCGCUUGCAGUUGGGGUUUCUGGGACGGAAGAAGAACCAGGGGGACGAGGGCCACUAGUUUGCAGCCAUACGAUAUCGCAUACACGGUCGUGACGUCCCAUCGAACGGCGUUGGAAUCGGUCUUAAUGUCGUUUUGGCUGACUUUAAAGAACGAGUCCACGUAAUUGUACACGGCGGCCGACAACGGGUAGGUCAAAUUCGCCAACGACGUCAGCAGGCCAUACGUGGCGCCUUCUGUGCCCACGUCGGCCAUUUCCACGGCACAGAACGACCCGAUGAUCAUGAUCAUUCCGUUCGGAAUCUGCUCGAACAUGGUCACCCCAGCGAAGAACCACUGAUUUCGAACCACAUUCCACGUCGUGCACAACAUGACGGUGGCGUCCAGCACGAGAAUGGACAAGUUGGCCACCACAAGACUCCACCGCCAGUUCCAGUGCAGCCCGUACCUGCCCACGAUCGCCAGUGCGGAGCAAAAGAGCGCAGUACCGACCAUCGUGGACACGGCGUCUGUGAGCGGCGUCACAUGGGCCCACGUGGACUUGAUCGGGUUGAGCGGCGUGGCCGUGAUGGUGCGGAAGAAGCCAUUGACGAACUUGAAAAUGCACACUUGCCACAUGGCCUGUCGUUGAAGUAGCGCCCAGAACCCUUGCCACCACGACGCGACGGUAAUAAUGGUCGAUGGGGAUGCAGUUGUCGGGUCCUCUUGCACAACAACCACCACGGCCACACAUGCCAGCAGACACGGCACCAAGCAAAGGGCAUAGGGAACGUUUGGAGACAGCGAAAACGAAAACGUACCAUUGUACUGGAUGCCGUUGAGCCCAAAUGCAGUGACUGCCAAUGCAGGAAGGCCACAGAGGUACCGAGUGGUGAACGCCGCGGUUUGCACGCGACCACGCGUGGCCAGCGGUUCUCGCUGAGCGUACUUGAUGAUCAUGGCGUCAGAAGCGCAUUCGGCAAUGACAUAUCCGACGGAGACAAGCAUUGACAGAAUAAUGAACAGCGAGCCUUGGUCUGGCGCGUGGAGAUUGAAGUGCGAACGUAGCUCUGCCAAGGGCACGUUGGCCAGUGGCGUACCGCAGUACGAGCUAAGCUUGCGAUUGCAAUAUGGAGCUCCGAUCGGUAACGAUGCCAUGAUCGCCAAGCAGACAAAGCACACCGACCAACCGAGAACCAUCCACGACUUGCGACGGUAGCCAAAUAUGGGAACGCAAUCGGACAACAUGCCAAACACGACUUUAAAGGACCAACCCAUCGACACCAGCACGCCAUACGACGCUGUUUGAUACCCUUCCAUUUGCAAGUACACGUUGAAAAUUGGGUAAUUGAGUGCCGGCAGGAGGGUGAAGACGAACCCUACUGCACCGAACUGGGCAAGCAGACCCAGAAUCUCAGGCGAGUUAAGAGGCUGAGCACCACCAGGGACAAGAGCAUCGCCUUCAAUUGAUGUCUUGUGAAUCUCUUGGAUCAACGGCAAGCUCUCCUCGUAAACGUGCUGGGGAUCCAUCGAAAAGUUUC
This is a messenger RNA of Aphanomyces astaci, 2896 nucleotides long. RefSeq lists its product as hypothetical. The transcript is spliced from 5 exons. Bases 47 to 883 code for a protein of 278 amino acids. The record is from RefSeq and is a predicted model, not a curated record. NCBI's taxonomy places the organism in Eukaryota, Oomycota, Saprolegniomycetes, Saprolegniales, Verrucalvaceae.